Molecule: messenger RNA, 1294 nt
Organism: Lolium perenne
Lineage: Eukaryota; Viridiplantae; Streptophyta; Magnoliopsida; Poales; Poaceae
Product: beta-1,3-galactosyltransferase pvg3-like
Cellular component (GO): membrane
Molecular function (GO): hexosyltransferase activity
Source: RefSeq, a predicted model, not a curated record
AACCAUCUUAAGCUUCGCACCAUAACUCGUUGCUCGUCGCACGACGCCACGCUUCCAUUCCAUUCCAUCAACCGAGCCAUGACCUCCAAGGCGCCCUCCUCCACCUCCUACCUCCUCCUCGCCCCCGUCGCGGUCCUGCUCCUCGUCUUCCUAGUCUCGUCCGUCAACCGCUCCGGCGGCGUCUCCGAUGGCCUCGGCGUCCUCUGCACCCGCCGCGCCGUCGCCGGCAACUACACCGUCGCGCCGGAGGCGGCGGAGGAGGUUCCCAACAAGAAGCCCGAGCUGAGCCUGCUGGUGGGCAUCCUGACCAUGCCGAAGCUGCGCGAGCGGCGGGACAUCGUGCGACUCGCGUACGCGCUGCAGCCGCCGGUGCCCGCGUACGCGCGCGUCGACGUGCGCUUCGUCUUCUGCAGCGUCACCGACCCAGUGGACGCCGCGCUGGUGUCGCUGGAGAUCGCGCACCACGGCGACAUCAUCGUGCUGGACUGCACCGAGAACAUGAACAACGGCAAGACGUACGCCUACUUCUCCUCCGUGCCGCGCCUCUUCGCCGACGCGCCCUACGACUACGUGAUGAAGACCGACGACGACGCGUACCUGCGCGUGCCGGCGCUGGUGGAGGAGCUCCGGGGCAAGCCGCGCGACGACGUCUACCUCGGCUGGGGGUUCAACAUGAGCGGGGACCCGAUGCUGUUCAUGCACGGCAUGGGGUACGUCAUGUCCUGGGACCUGGUGAGCUGGGUGGCGACGGCGGAGGAGAUCCUGGAGAGGAACGACACCGUCGGGCCCGAGGACCUCAUGCUCGGCAAGUGGGUCAACCUCGCCGGCAGAGGGAAGAACAGGUACGACCUCAAGCCGCGGAUGUACGACCUCAACUGGGACAUGGACAACCUGCGCCCGGACACCGUCCUCGUGCACACGCUCAAGAACAACCGCCGGUGGGCGACGACGUUGGAGUACUUCAACGUCACCGCCGGGAUCAAGCCGUCCAACUUGCCGUGAUCAAUCGCGUCAUCACGUGGGCGUGCUGACCACGCCGAAGCGGUAUACGAGCAGCGGGGCAUUGUGCGCCUGGCUACGCUGAGGUGGACGUGCGCUUCGUGCUGUGCGGCGUGGGCGUCGACCCGGUGGACGCGGCGCAACAUGAACGACGCACGAGUACUUCUCCGACGCAGUGGACUUUUGUACGCAGGAAGUGCGCGCGCGGAUGUACGAUCGCCACUUUGGCCGUGUGGUCCACGCGCUGAUGGGUCUACCGGCGCGCGCGCUGAUGGCCAAUCUGAUUUUCUCGCUA